Episyrphus balteatus (marmalade hoverfly) is the source of this 790-nucleotide messenger RNA. RefSeq lists its product as uncharacterized. Bases 114 to 680 code for a protein of 188 amino acids. NCBI's taxonomy places the organism in Eukaryota, Metazoa, Arthropoda, Insecta, Diptera, Syrphidae. The record is from RefSeq and is a predicted model, not a curated record. The transcript has a single exon.
UCGAUGCUUUCAAGUGACGCUCAGUUAACAUCCAUCUUCUGAAUUGGAAGAAUAUAACAAAGCUAAUAAGGCAAUAAUAUUAUCAAUUAAAGCUUCGAAUAAAGGUCGCGAUAAUGGCUAUUAACACGAUUACAUUCACAAUUUGCUUGCUUUUUUGCUUACCGCUCGCGUAUAGUCAACGCCCAUCAUAUGCUGGCAGUCGACCACCGAAUGGUCAUAAAGAUAAAUACCGUCCAACUCAAAGCCCAUCACAAGCUGUUGAAUUAGCGAAUAGAUUUGGAGAAAAUUCUCUAGAAAAAGGUGCCACUCAGCGGCCUCCACAAGGAGUUCCAGUUGUUAUCGCCGAACCAGUGUUUCAACCAAUUUCCAAUAAUGAAGUGCAACCAUCUUUGACAAAUAAAAAUAAUCCACAAAAAUCAACACCAUCUACCUUUGAUAUAUCGAAUAGAAGUGGAAGUGUGGCGUCAACACAAGGCAUAUCCACAUCGACGACGAUUGCCCCAAGCAGAUUGCCCUUUGAUGCCCAUGGUGAUCAGCAUCUAAUAGACCAUCUAAGUAGGCUUCCGAUUGAUCAACAGCCCUUCUGGUUUAUUAACUACCAGGCAAUUGAAGCGCACCGAAAUGGCAGUGGUAAUAAUUUUGGACCUAUCGCAUCGCGGUCAUCAUUUUUAGGAAAAUAAACAAAAUUAUAAUGAUAGUGAUAAACAAGUAGUGUGACUCAUCAAAUAAAGAUUUUAAGUAUUUAUGUAUGUUGUAUAUUGUAUCAAUAAAAAAUUAUCAAAUUUCCAAA